AAGCCUUCAAGCUCCUCUCUCUCUCUUACUAUUUCUCCUAAAAUUCUUGCUGGAAGUUGGAACUCACUGUGUCAAAAACCAAAACCAAAACCCAUAUUUCCUUUUUUCCACUCUCUCUCUCUAGAAGUGUCUCUGCACUUUCUCUCUCUAAACAGACACACUCGCACUUCACUUGAUGGGAACGAAAGCAAAGGCGCACCACCACCAGUACAAUGCUAAUGGUGCAGGUGGUGGUGGAGGCAACGGCAGUGAGAGCAGCAACAGCACCUCACCUAGCCCACCUCCGUCGCCUCGCCGUCACUUCACAGUCCCUCACUGCCGCCGGAAGCUCCGCACAAAAACCAUCUCCGUCGUCUCUGGUUUUCUUCUCCUCCGCCGAUUCCUCCGCUUACUGGUGGUGCUUCCCCUGCUCUACGUCUCCGGCCUGCUCAUGUGCGUGGGCCCGUUCUCCGGUCUAGUGGGCCAUACCCCUCUUCCCGGUUCCGUUUACCGCAGUCACGAGAUGUUUCAGCUGCUCUGGCCUCACAUUCUGGCCGAUAAUUCGACUCCAAUUGAGUUGUCCUCUGUAUGGAGAUACAGAAGAAAGCUGAAAGAGCAGAAGCCUUGCCCGUCAUCAACUGCUGGACUACAAUUAGAUUCCCCUGGCCCUAGUGGUUACUUGAUUGUGGAGGUUAAUGGUGGUCUUAACCAACAACGCUCUGCGAUUUGCAAUGCUGUGGCACUUGCUGGACUUUUAAAUGCAGUUCUACUUAUUCCUCGCUUUGAAUUCCAUAAUGUUUGGAGGGAUCCGAGCACUUUUACUGAUAUAUACGAUGAAGAUCAUUUCAUAGCCACCCUUGAAGGCCAUGUUAAAGUGGUUAAAGAACUACCGGAGAUGCUGAUGGAGAAAUAUGAUCACAACAUCACUACCAUACCAACCCUUCAUGUCCAAGCUUGGGCUCCUGUCCGUUAUUACACAGGAGAAGUUUAUCCUGUCCUGCAAAAGAAGGGGGUUAUCCGCAUAGCUCCAUUUGCUAAUAGACUAGCAAUGAAUGUCCCACCUCCUAUUCAACAUUUGAGAUGCCUUGCUAAUUAUGAAGCAUUGAAAUUCUCUUCUCCCAUAUCAAAUUUGGCAAAUAAACUAGUUGAACGAAUGACUGAGAUGAGUUCAAGGACCAGUGGAAAGUAUAUUGCAGUCCACCUCCGCUUUGAGGAGGACAUGGUGGCAUUCUCAUGCUGUUUGUAUGAUGGAGGAGAGGCUGAAAAUGUUGCAAUGAAUUCAAUUAGACAAAAAGGAUGGGGAGAUAAGUUCAAAAGAAAAGGCCGCGUAACUCUACCUGGUCUCAAUAGGAUUGAUGGAAAGUGCCCACUAACCCCCUUGGAGGUUGGAAUGAUGCUACGGGGUAUGGGGUUUGACAACAGUACUUUAAUUUAUUUAGCCUCAGGGAAAAUCUACUGGGCAGAGAAACAUUUAGCCCCUCUGCUAAAGAUGUUUCCCUAUCUGCAUACGAAGAAGUCUCUUGCCACCCCAGAUGAGCUUGCUCCUUUUGAGGGAUAUUCAUCGAGAUUGGCAGCUUUGGAUUAUACAGUAUGCUUGUUUAGUGAGAUAUUUGUAACAACACAGGGUGGGAACUUCCCGCAUUUCCUAAUGGGUCACCGGAGAUUCCUCUACAAUGGGCAUGCCAAGACUAUUAUGCCUGAUAAGCGCAAGCUUGUUGUUCUACUGCAGGACAUGAGUAUGAGUUGGAAUGAUUUCAAACUUGAGAUGGAAGCAAUUCUCACUGAAAGUGAUCGCAAGGGAAAGAUAGUACCGAGAGUGAAAAAAUUCACCCGAAAAUCUUCUGUGUACACAUACCCUUUGCCAGAGUGUAGUUGUCUCCAAAAGCACAAUAACACACAGAUUGUCCAGUCUACACAUUCUUGAUUCUUUGUUACAAAGCUAUGAGAAAUGGAAAAACAAACCUCGUGCUUGAGUCGUUUAUUCCACCUGUGCUGUCAUCAGUCAGAAGCUUUAAAUUGGGGGCUUUAGCUCCUUUCUUCCGUGGAUUUUGAAAAGAGGCUCGUUGCUCAGAAGCCUGUUGGGAAAAUGUAGAUAGUAUUUACAGCAGCAGGUUUUCCAAUUUUGGUCGCAGAAGGAUUUCCUUAUUUCAUGUUAUUCUUCCUUCCCUUUUCGUGUGGAGGUGUUAGAUCUCUUAUGUGGACGUAACUGAAGUGCAAGCCGCCCUCCGGCAAUGUUGGCGCAUGCACUUGUGGUACGUAGUGAUAUAUAGCAUAUAAAUUUUGAGCUGGAUUUGAAGUUGUAGAUUUGGUCAGAUGGAGUUGGAGGCCUAGGGAUUUAUGCAUUGGUUUUGCAGUUUGAUUGUUACUUGUUAGCCUACUUAGGCAUAUUUCUGAGUAUAUAAUGGUAAUACUUUGUUCUUACAAGUUUAACCAUUGUUUUAUAUAUUGGUAGCAAAAUUCUGCAUU
Molecule: messenger RNA, 2445 nt
Organism: Malus domestica (apple)
Lineage: Eukaryota; Viridiplantae; Streptophyta; Magnoliopsida; Rosales; Rosaceae
Product: O-fucosyltransferase 10-like
Source: RefSeq, a predicted model, not a curated record